AUGGUGAUAUAUGAAUGGCAGGAGCAGUUGGACAUCCAGAUCAAGAAAAUUUGUUCGUCAAAAGGAGAGGCGGAAUUUGUCUGGAGUGAUUAUUCCAACAAGACGCGCCGCUUUGAUGGCUUUCACAACAAGUGGCAUCUCUGUAAGAAAUUUAAUCCUCAAGCACAACCUGAUGGAGAUGAUAUGGAGGACAAUUUUGGAGAGGACAUGGAAGAAGAUGUGGAUAUGUCGAGAUACAUAAUAGCUAAUGGAAUGUCUCAACAUAAUCCCACUGAACCUGUCAACUUUGUUGAAUGCCUAAAAGGACAUUCAGAGGAUGUGAUUGUGAAUACAACCAUUGCACAAUUUGAUUCCACUCUCGUUGUCAUGCAGUGUCACUUUGGACUACACUUGAAUGGCAGCUAUGGCUCUUAUGAGCCAUCAUCACAAUUUGCUCAUUGGAAGUCCAAGAACAAUUGGAAAAAUGUGUCCAAAGUCGUUGUUCAGACAAAUACACAUUCUGAUCAAGUAUCGCCUGCUCAUCGUGACAUCAUCAUGGACCUCAUUGCAAGUCUUGCUAUCCUUCCCCCUGUUCAGCAUCAUCGGAUUUUGCAUCAUAUAUGGGAUCUGGCGGUCGGUGGAGACUUGCGGUUGCGGAUGAGUCAUGAAUUUCACAUUGUUCCCCAACAAUUUUCAGACAAAACCUACCAUGUAUUUGAUGGUGUGUAUGAUGAUGGGUUGCCUUGUACACUCACCAUUGAGGAAGCAGCAACAACUUCAGUCGAUCAACUUGAUCAGUACAGCCUUGGAUGGAGACCCACUGGCUACCAAGCUGAUUAUACGGACUAUGUAGUGUACCAGCAAAAGAGGGACACUCUCAUGUCGCAACCGCGUGCCAGAGCUGCGCUGCUCAAAGGGGGGAUUGUUUGGAGAUUGGCAGUGGAGAGCUUUGGAUGGGACAACCUCGCUCACGUUGAAGUGGAGUUAGAUCUUAUUUAUGGGAUGUAUUAUAUUGAGAAAAGUACAUCUCAGCAAGCUGCCUCUUGGUGGCCACAUCAUACUGUAUGGGUAACCUGUGAUCUUACAGAGUUCUACGCAGUGGAAGAAAUCACUGAAAUUCAAUCCUGCUACCAGGGAUGUUAUGGAGAAUAA
Serpula lacrymans var. lacrymans S7.9 is the source of this 1131-nucleotide messenger RNA. RefSeq lists its product as uncharacterized. NCBI's taxonomy places the organism in Eukaryota, Fungi, Basidiomycota, Agaricomycetes, Boletales, Serpulaceae. The transcript has 4 exons. Bases 1 to 1131 code for a protein of 376 amino acids. The record is from RefSeq and is a predicted model, not a curated record.